Messenger RNA from Strongylocentrotus purpuratus (purple sea urchin), 3441 nucleotides. RefSeq lists its product as uncharacterized. The coding region runs from base 8 to 1636 and encodes 542 amino acids. The transcript is spliced from 5 exons. NCBI's taxonomy places the organism in Eukaryota, Metazoa, Echinodermata, Echinoidea, Camarodonta, Strongylocentrotidae. The record is from RefSeq and is a predicted model, not a curated record.
AAAGAAAAUGGACGACCCGGUUUCAUUGGCUGUAUGUUCUAUGUCUCCAUCCAGAAGCGAGUAUGAAGAAUUCAUUUCAAAAUUGGAAAAUCAUGGCAAUGUUAAUGUAACCUUUUGCUGUAUUGCAAGUGAUGUUCAAAGGGAAAGUCGUGUAUUCUGCCAGUAUGAUGCAGUGAUCUUGAUUCAUUCAAUUGCCAGGGGAAGAUUGUCCAUUACUGAUGUGCAGGAUGCCCAGUAUGACGAGUUUCUUCCUCGCCUUAGCAAAGAAUUCGGUCCUUCUCGUAUCGUUGUCUUGGUGCAUGGACUAUCGGAUCCUGAAGCUUCAAUGGAGAUUUUUGCCAACAGGCAGCCAACCACGAUGAGAUGCUCCCAGUGGGUAAAGCUCUGCAGGAGUCUUCAGGAUGAGGAUGUGACAUCCAUGGUAAACCUUUUCUUGGCUAAGGUGCAGGAGAGUCCUAAACCAGCUCCGGGGUGGCCAACACUCCCAACUGAGACCGAAGGAAGUCUUCAAGAUAGCCAAAGACAUCCUCAGGUUGAACACAUCACAGCCACAAAGGUGACUUACAGCGGGGACAGAUGGAGUCUUGAUAUGCCUAGUAUUGACUUCAUCAUGUGUGCACAAGCGUGUACUCGAGAUUCUCUUUUGCAGACGCUUAAGACAGAGGCGAUGCAAAAUAUGAUCCACUGUCUAUGCUUUGAACAAACACAAGAUGGAUGGCAGCAUAUUACCAGCGACAAUUCAAGAACCGACCCUUCAAAAACCGACCCCGUGUACGAUUCUUUAGCAUGCAUGCAUUCUGCUAUCUUUAUUUACAGGGACAAGAUCCCAAUAGAAUUUAAUGACGACACUCUAGAAGACCUGAAAGACAUCGUAAAUGACAAAGCUCAAACGGAGCCAGUUUUGGUUGCUAUGCAAGGCGUGGUUGAUGAUGUAUGCCUGAAUGAAAUACUAGAUAUAUCCUUAUCCUGCACAGACGAGGGCGUUCAUAUAGUGCGCAUUCUUCCAAGAGUCCAAGGGCAAUCUUCCGAAAGAGAUCAUCCCAAGACUGAAACGCUUUCAGUAAAAGAUAAGAUGGAACUGGAACUCAAACAAGUGGUUGCUUUGAAGGAACAGUUUAGAUCAGGAAUUAGAGAAUUAGAAGAGGAAAUGUCUGAAUGUCGUAGUAGAAUCGGAGCGUUGAAAGGCAAUAUUACGAGACUCGAGAAGGAAAAGUCUCAACUCAGUUCAGCCAAAGAGGAUGAAAGAACAACACUGCAGGCUAUCAAGAAGGAAGUAUAUGAAGCAACAGAGAAGAUUAAAGAGCAGGAGAAGGUCUUCCAAAUACAUCUGGACCAAAUUAAAGAAGAGCUUGAAAAACUUGCUGAAACGAUUGCUAGUCAAAAGGCACACAUUUCUGAAGUUCAGGAAAAAUACGCUGCUGAAUGCAAAAAACUAGAAGAGAAGAAAAGUAGUGCUCAGUACAGGGUAAGAGGAGUUAAAGGUGAAGCUGCCGCAAUAGACAAGAGUUUUACAACGGGAAUAGAUAAACCAACACCAGAUUCGAAUAUGAGGGACAAUAUUAGCGAUGAAGACAAACACACGAGUUGGCAUUGUUGUCUCUGUGACUUGAUUUCUUUAUACAAUACAAUAUACUAAAGUCAUUUCCAUAGCACUCUUACAAACUAACUAUUGUUUCAUAGCGCUUGACAUAAAAAUUAUCAAAGAAUCUUUCGUUGAUCAUGGUCAAAGAGGAGAGUUUAGAGACAUUUUCGGAAAUAAUCCAGCGGAGGAGAUAAACGAAUAAAACGUAGAAGCUCAUUCCAGAUAUGAGGAGUACAUGCCUGGAAAGCAUUGUCGCCAGCUGUGGUGUAUGUUCGAGGAACGUGUAGCAGGGUUGUGUCAGUAGAAGAGGGAAGGCCAGGACGAGCAGAUUGGUAGGGAACGAUGAGAGAGUCGAGAUACACUGGAGCUAUGUUUUUAUUAUUACCAAAUUGAUUAAUUAACGGGUAAUUCAACCUUUGUAAAAAAUCAUUUGUAUGAAAGAAAAAUAUCAGAUAAAUACAAGUUUGAAACUCAAGUAUAAAGUUUGAAUUAAAUCAGACCAAUAUAAUAAUUCCAUUCAAAAAUAUAUAUCUUAUUUUUGGGGGUCUGAUUUCAUUGAAAAUCCCACCGUUCUGCUUCUCUGAGGUUUGUCAUUUAAUAAUUAUUUGUGUAUGUGUUUCCACAAUGUUAGCAGCUCAUCAGCUGUCAAGCCAUCAUAUUUUCAAUUAAGUUAUUUAUGACUGCAAACAUUUGUUCAACCUACAAGGUCACUGACAGGUGGUUAUCUCAUCAAAUCGGCUCUCAAUUAACAUUUACAAAAGGGGAUCAUGGGGGACAAACAGGCACUAAUUAGGCAUUGUGUGUUAUAUAGAGGGCACAAGUAGCUAUAGGUAGUGCAGUGAGGAUUUAUUUGAAAUUGUCCGUGCAUUAUUUGCAUCUUGCAAAGGACAAACUGCACUUUUCCUGCAUUUGUGUUGGAUGAAAUAUAAACAGCUUUCAGCUAUUACUAAUUGUUGCACUAUAAUUAAUGAAGAUAUAAUGCACAUGUACAAAUUAAGUUCAUUUAGAUUGGCGGUAUUUAUUUCAUCAAUAUAUGAUUUAAUAUACAUCUUGGAAUUAAAAUGACAAAAACAAUAAGUGAGGUUUGAAAAGAAACAAUGACAAUAAAUGAUUUCAAUCCAAAACUUUCAUGAAGAUAAUAAUAAUAAUAGUGGGUUCUUGUAAAUCGCUCAUGUCUUUAAACCUGACACUCCUGGAACCCGUUUCACAAAGCCUUUUUUCAAUAACAAUGACAAUCUGCUGAUACCCAAAUAGAAGCAAGGAUUUCAGUGGCUAAUAACAAAAACUGUUAUUUGUUACUGAUGACAAGUUUUGUGAAAUGGGGGCCCUGGUGCUCCACAAUUAUUACCUCCAUUUCAGCGUGGCCAGCAUUAUGGCGCUCUAGCAGUUCAAGGAAUUAAUACAUUCCAGGUACCCAUUUACCUCACUAGAGUUGAGAGUUGCAAAUGUAGAUCUAUCCAUGUCUUGCCAAAGGACAUUAGUUUCACGGCCGGACUCGAACCCCACACAAUGUGUUCAACAUUCUGGCGAAGUAUCCACUGUAGACCCAAACCCUCUACAGUAUACUGCAUUAAACCCUCUUUAGAAUGAUAAAUCCUCAGGCAUCAGAAGAAAAAUUCAGUUAUUACAAAGUUUGUUGUAUUAACAAUCAGCAUAGACGAUUGCCAAAUGAGCUAAAUGAUAAAGCGAAUAUAUACUGUUAAUAUGCCAUGCUCCCAACUUUACAUACUGUACACAAAAUAUUGCAAAUAAAAUGCUGUAAAAUCAAUCAAGGAAUAUAAUAUUAGUACUGUAUACAUGAAUAUUUCAAUCAGCCUCUAUGCAAGACAAUAAAAACGAAACAGUGCUAGUCAAACAGU